Lachancea thermotolerans CBS 6340 is the source of this 4572-nucleotide messenger RNA. It is a transcript of the gene SSK2, whose product is annotated as mitogen-activated protein kinase kinase kinase SSK2. The coding region runs from base 1 to 4572 and encodes 1523 amino acids. Gene Ontology annotation, cellular component: cytoplasm. The transcript has a single exon. Gene Ontology annotation, biological process: protein phosphorylation; stress-activated MAPK cascade. Gene Ontology annotation, molecular function: ATP binding; MAP kinase kinase kinase activity. Lineage: Eukaryota; Fungi; Ascomycota; Saccharomycetes; Saccharomycetales; Saccharomycetaceae. The record is from RefSeq and is a predicted model, not a curated record.
AUGGCAGAGAAGGACUACUUUAGCUUCAAACAGGGCUAUACCCUGGAGGAUCGUGGUGCACCGUCGGGGCGACACAAAGCACGGACUCGACUGCGGUCUGGAGGCCCUGGAACGGGCCCCUCAAGGUCAUUUUCGCCUUCUCGUCAGGGCCCGCGCUCACCUGGAUAUUAUACGGCUAACUCGCUUCGUAGCCCACCAGCUGCGGCGGGUAGCUCGCCCCUAAGUACUAUGAAGCUUAGCGCUUCUGCCAAACACACAAUGGGAACAGCGAUGGCAAAUGCGAUGGGCAGCUCAAUGGGCAUGGCAGGUCCACCCGGCGGGCGCAAAAGUCGUAAUCCAUCGGUCUCUGGUCCCAGCUCAAAUACUGCUGGCGGUGGCGGAGGCAGUAUGAGUGCAAGCUCGAGCAUGAGCGUUACCUCACCGGGUCGCCAACACAGAGCAAACUCUCUCUCUCUCAGCAGCACUCGUAUGUCGUCAACACAGAGCGCAGAAUCUAGCGCCAGUGUGACACCUACACUUGUCCUACCGCCAAACUUGGCUUCCCUCAACUCGCAAAGCACUUCGAACAUGAGUUUACAAGGAGGGGCAGGGCACAGCACGUCGAGCAGCUCAACAUCUCUGAAGCCGAUGCAAAAACAGUAUGUGCUCAACGAAGAGCUGUACCUCAACCGUAUGAAGAACAGUAACCUCGAUGACUACUAUACGCGGGGCAUUGCGGCGUCUGCAAAUGAUGAAGAGGACGAGACAGACACGGAUGCGGAAGACACGGAUGCUGACGAGUCAGCAUUUGGUACCAACUUCUUCACCACUACGGAGAAGGGCGGUGCGUUAAAGUUUGAUGACGAACUUAUCACCAUUAGCCCAAAGUUUCUGCUUGCCCGGAUGGAUUGGCUGAGAAAUGCAGACCCAGACAGCCCAGACGUUAAAGGCUUACUAGGACCUCAACAGCGCCUUCCUUCUGGUCCCAGCGCGGGAAGAACGUUGUUUGCAGCUGCCGCACCCCCAACUGCUGAAGGAAACAGCUAUGGUUAUUUACAAAGGUUGGCUAAGAAUUCUCACGUUUUAGAACGGCUUGAGUGGCAGGCAAUGUUGGCUAACGUUCUGAAAGGUGACAUAGUGAAAAGCGAAAAGAGUAAGAUUGCGUACCAAGGCGGUAGCCUUAACACAAGCAGCCAAUAUGCAGACGAGCUGUGGCUCGAAUUAAAAGCUUGGAUGAAUUGCAGGACAAUUGAGGAAGAAAAGACGACUCUUGAAUACCUCAGGAAUUCUACAGACUCUGUUUUCCAGGAGAUUAUGGACAUGAAUUUUGCGGAUGAUGUCCCCGUCGAAACGGCCGUGAAUACGAUAAAACCUUUAAUUGAUAGAUAUCAUCAAGUCACGUCGUACUGGAGAACGGAGCAACACAUGCACUACGAUAAGCCUGUCACCGGCCGUGAAGAAUUUAUUCAUCGAGUUGCGGCUAUGAACACUUUUUUGACUUUGAAGCAAGCUUUCGAAUGCGAGAUUGAGGCGCUAAAAAAAUGGACAGGUAAUGACUCUCUAGAUGUCAAAUUCACAAACACGUUCUAUGACAUUGAAGGCGUCUACAAAAAUGACCGUCCCUUUGCUGAACAAAUACUGAAAGAGAGGGAUAUUGAAAGCAUAUUUCAAAAAAAGCUCUUUUAUAGGCACGCGCCGUGGAUUCUUAAAGCCAAAGUAUCGAUUUUCACACUCUCGCAAACUGUGAAAGAAAUGAAUCUGCCGCUUCUUCACAAUGAGCUUGAAAUCCUUCUUAUGUUCCCCUUCAAGUUAGUCAAAGAGAUUAUUCUCAUCCGCAUAGAAUACGCGAAGAAGCUUCAGAACCCAACUAUGAUGAUGAUUGAUCAGAUGAUAGACGAUUUCAGUUCUUACAUCCGUCUCUCAGUCCAAAUAAAGCACACUGUCAUCGUUUACUGUUCCGAUUGGGAGUUUACUACAAAGAUAGACGCCGAUUUUGAUGAUGCCGUCAAUGAAGCCAUCGUAUAUCUAUUCAAGCUGCUUCACCUGAAGCUAAUCGACAGCGCUAGGAAAUCCUUCAAGACGUUUAGAGAACCAGAAGAGCUUUUGAAAUACUGGGAUCAGCUUAAAAACGUUGGCUGUUUCAUUCCCGGUGCUGGGCACGUUGUCGCGGAGGGAUUUUCACACUUAACCCUAAGGCUAUUGAAUAGACUUCAUUCUUACAUUCUGCGAGAGCAGAACCAUCCCCCUGCUUUUGAGAAAGAAUCUGACGUGGAAAAGUGGCUAGUUCAAGCCAUGGAGAAUUGUGGAACGGUCAAACGAAAAAUCAACAGGUUUUCAAAUGUUCUCACUAAGGCAUUUCAGAACUCUGUAAAUUAUAGAGUGAAUGACAACAAGGAGCUUCUGAAGCGCCUUAAAGAAAGCGGCCAUUUUCUAGUCUAUACAGGCGGUGAACUUGAAGGCAAUGGCGUGUACCUUUUUUGUAGCAGUGAGUUACUGGGGUGUUCUGAUGACGAGAUUUUAAAGAUACUACACAAUGUUGAGAUUGGAUCUGAUCUUAUCCCAAAUGUUGAAAUCAAUAAUAGCUUGAGUGUCUACAAUGCGCUAGAAAGCGGCUGGGAUCAAAAUGCUACGCUGUUCCAAGAGUAUUGUGCCAAUGGCGUCGCAUACUAUCAUGUCCAGUCCGAGCAACAAAAUAAAUCGUCAGGCGGAAGAGUGCGGCGCGCUGCUGCUGCACAUGCUAAUCCUUUUGAAGACUUCAAAAGUGAAGAAGACGAACUAUUUGAGUUAGAGAUGAAGCUGAAAUCGCUUGGGUAUAUCAUUGCUUAUUGCCCCAAAGAGCCUAUCUUGUGGGAAGGGGAAAUGCUGAACCUGUCGGAGGAUAAAGUGCUAACCAUGCAAGAUUUCGAUAUCAAGCUUCCAGCAGACUCAUUAGUCCUUCUGAAUCAGGGUUCUACUUACGCGAUGGAAUACCAAUCUGACAAGUUCCAGCAUUAUGUUGGAGAAUCAGUCUCCUUUAGUGAAAGACGGUGUUCCAUGAAUGCAAUAGAAUAUACACUGCAAAAGAUAAACCGGGCAUACUUUCGCAUCACGUACUCAGUCCUGGCAAACAUGCAGAAGGUUACAAAUGCAAUACAGAAGGAAUUCAGAGGCAAUGAGACUCUCAACAACCUCUUUCUGUUCUGUAGAGAUUUUGCGCGUAACUUUUUAAGACUUAAUGUGGCAACUUACGAGAAAAAGUCCAUAAUUAUCAUGCUUCUGAUGAGAAUUAGCAUUAAUUGGAUAAAAUUUCUGGUUGAUGACUGUGACCCGACCGACCUGCAUACAUUCAGGUGGUGCGUUCCCGCAAUGGAGUUCGCCAUGCAAAUGACCACAGGAUGGAAUAUUCUAGGUCUUGAUGAGGACCAAUUUAGCGUUCUCCAGGAAAAGAUAUCUGGCUGUAUGUCUCUGCUAAUUUCUCAUUUUGAUAUUAUGGGAGCUAGAACCCUUGAGGCCGAGAAAAACAACCAUCCCCAAGUGAGAUCUUAUAUCGGGACUUGCGAGGAUGACACCGAUUCGAUCCUUGCUGUUAAUUCCAAGGUUAGAGUAGAGGCAAUCAAUGAGUUGGAGAAGAGGCUGAAGGGGAAUCCCCGCCAUAUCGGGAAGGUGUUGGAUGAGUCAGACAAAGACAAUCAGUACUUGCAGUCUUUAGCGUCUUCGCUCUCGAAUGUUUCGAUCAGAUGGCAAAAGCGCCACUUCAUUGGCGGUGGUGCGUUUGGCACAGUAUUUUCCGCAGUAAACCUAGAUACCGGUGAGAUUUUGGCCGUCAAGGAAAUCAAAAUACAGGACAGAAACACAAUGAAGCAGGUUUUCCCCGCCAUAAAGGAGGAAAUGAGCGUGCUAGAAAUGUUAAAUCAUCCAAAUGUGGUACAGUAUUACGGUGUCGAGGUUCAUCGUGACAAGGUGAAUCUCUUUAUGGAAUACUGUGAGGGCGGGUCUUUGGCACAGCUUCUAGAGCAUGGCAGAAUCGAGGACGAAAUGGUUACCCAAGUCUACGCGCUGCAGAUGCUCGAGGGUCUUGCAUAUCUUCACCAGUCAAGCGUUGUGCAUCGCGAUAUUAAACCGGAGAACAUUCUCUUGGAUUUCAAUGGCGUAAUCAAAUACGUUGAUUUUGGCGCUGCUCGCUCUUUGGCUGCUAACGGCACCAAGGUUGCUAACAAUGGAUCCGAAGGCAAGACUGAUGGUGUCAACAGCAUGAUGGGUACGCCGAUGUACAUGUCUCCAGAGUCCGUCACUGGUGCAAAGAAGGGCAAAUUCGGGUCUUCGGAUAUAUGGUCGCUUGGAUGCGUUAUUCUAGAAAUGGCUACCGGGAGACGCCCAUGGUUCAACUUAGAUAACGAGUGGGCCAUUAUGUACCAUGUGGCCGCUGGUCAUGUACCUCAGCUGCCUUCGCGAGACGAGAUUUCACCGCAAGGAACGGACUUCCUACUCAAAUGUCUGAAGCAGGAUCCAGACAAGCGUGCUACCGCAAUGGAAUUGCUAGUGCAUCCGUGGAUGAUCGAAAUUCGCAAGUUAGCCUUCGGGGACGGCGAGGAAGCGGAAAGCAGCCAGGCCUAA